Myxozyma melibiosi is the source of this 2083-nucleotide messenger RNA. Its product is annotated as Alpha/Beta hydrolase protein. NCBI's taxonomy places the organism in Eukaryota, Fungi, Ascomycota, Lipomycetes, Lipomycetales, Lipomycetaceae. Gene Ontology annotation, cellular component: cytosol. The transcript is spliced from 6 exons. Gene Ontology annotation, biological process: triglyceride catabolic process. The coding region runs from base 233 to 1864 and encodes 543 amino acids. The record is from RefSeq and is a predicted model, not a curated record. Gene Ontology annotation, molecular function: triacylglycerol lipase activity; sterol ester esterase activity.
UGAACAACAAACAGUCGAGGCUCCCCGCCGCGCCCCACGUGACGCGAUGCGCAGUGCCCUUCCCCGCAAGCACACAGUGGUUAAGCUUUAACAUGACAAACCUUAAUGCACCUGACUCGGAGCCGUGCUCUUCAUUUGCAUGUGAAAGACCAGCCGACCGCCUCCUGUUGUCUGCAGCACACCGCCUGAGCUGAGAACCCAGCAAGCCAGAACCAAAGUGAAAGCUAUCUGAAUGAUUGAUCAUCUCAUCGGCCGCCCGUCUCCGAGUCUCAAAAAGGCCCAGGUACUCUUAGUAUCGACCUUCUGGGUUCUUUACUUAAUUAGAGGCCCGCGUCAUGGACCUUUGGUAGCAAAGUCGAUCAGCAAGUUCUUGACCGAGCACGCGUCGGCGUGGCAGGUCCAUGUACUCACCAUGACUGGUUUGUACGUGCUCAAGAACCUAGACAAGAUCCUGAAUUUGCAGUCGCCUGAACCACUCGCCGAUAUCUACAGUCCAUCGUUCUUCCGCGCGACGUGGAUCUUGACUGCUCUUGACGCGGGAUUUUGGACAGCGAUGCCUAUUCGGCCCAAGCCCAUCCGUGACAUUGCAAGUCUCUGCUUCAGCAUCUACUACCUCAUAUUUGCUGAUCAGGCCGACGAGAAAGUGAGAAAAGUGAGAGCUACCGUCACUGCAGAACAUCUGCGGAUAUCUUGGGAAAAAGCGACCUCGACAUACCUCCGACUUGGCCGACUAUUUACAACCCCGCGGAUCCAAGUACUAAAAGGCUUUGAGAUUGCCAGGCCGCCCGGCAGUCCCUAUCACUCAAGAAUCAAGGCGUUUCUGUACUACGACGGACCUCGGGGUUCGUUCAAGCAGCACGACAAGAUAUUGCUCAGUUUUCCCGGUGGCGGGUUUGUGAGCAUGACUCCGCGCCACCAUGACGACUCGCUCUGUAGUUGGGCUAAGCGUUUGAAGAUCCCGAUCGUCAGCAUAAACUACGGGUAUGUCAUGCUGAGCCAGAGGUUAAGAUAUUCGAUAGUCUUGCUAAUCUUUACUGUCGCGUUUAGGAAAGCACCAGAGUACCCAUAUCCAUACGGACUAGAUGAAUGCUAUGACGCGUACCUCGAGAUUAUCAGAACAAGGGGCCGCUGCAUUGGACUGUCAGGGCACUCAGAUCUUCAGAUAGUCUUGAUUGGUGAUUCUGCAGGCGGUAACCUGGUUGCGGGUACGAUUCUGAAGCUAUUGACGAAUGCAGCGCAUCCACCGCUGCCGUUGUCGGUGCUUUUGAUUUAUCCUGCUCUUGACUUGAACUUUACGUCGUGGAUGUCUGAUGAGCAGGUUCGACUGCUCAGACAGGAAAGUGUGCAUGAGCUGCAUAGUCCUGGCUUGAUGAAGCGAAAGGAGAGCAUGUAUCCAGGCAUGAGCGGUCGUUACCGGAUCGAGCAUGAGGCCAGAGAUAUUGAUGAGUUCCAGCUGCCGAACAGUAUUGACCACGACAUGUCGUCGACAAGUGCACAUUUUGCAGGGUCGAGUAAUCUGCACAACAAGUCGUAUAACGAUCUGACGGGAAGACCGGCGCUCGAGCCGCAAAGCAGCGAAAAGUCAACGAGCAGCAGUGAGAUUGGGACGUCGCUGGCGAUGACGUCUAGGGUGUCUUAUUUCAGUGACAAGAUCAUUACGCCAGAGAUGUUGCGAGCGAUGGUGAUUCUUUAUAUCGGUCCGCAUAACCGACCAGAUUUCACAGCAGACUACUUAUUAUCGCCGGUUAAUGCGCCGACGGAGCUGUUGGCGAAGUUUCCUAAGGUUUACAUGCUUUGCGGUGAAGUCGAUCCACUGGUGGUAAGUGAGAGUAGAAGAGAGGCGAUGGGGAGGACGUCGAGCUAACUGAUUGUAGGACGACACGGUGAUCUUUGCAGGAAGACUGCGAGAGGCCAAGCAGAGCGCGAGGAUGCGAUAUCAAGCAUUGGCGAUGUCGAGACCAGAUGAGGAAGCCGACUCUGUUGAGGUGUUGAUUAUCAGGGGUAUAUCGCAUGGAUUCCUGCAGUUCCCAAUGUUGCUGCCGGAAGGCAAGGCAGGGAUCGCGAGGUGCGCGGGAUGGAUCCA